UUUUCAGAUACGUAUCCUGCUGUAUCUGAUGCGUAUCUGGUCGAUCCAGCAUUUUUCGGUCAUGCCAGCGUGUAGCCGGUGCCUUGUAGGUUCAGAAUCUAUUCUCGGAUGCUCCGGAAACACGUCAAAAAUUGCCGGAAACGCCCGAAAACGCUUUCUUAAAUAAAUCGGAUCGUGGGGCAAUACUACUCUUUGAGACGGUUUAUUACACGAACGUGGGCCGGGUCGUGUCUUUGGCGGAUUGGCCUAUAAUGGGUCCCCUACCCACCCUUGUAACAGAACCUAUAAAAUCUCUAAACCUUGUUGUAGGGUUUAUCAGAUUUUCGGAGGCGCGCUAAAACCCCUGAAAAAAUGAGUUCCCACUACCUCUCGCCGGAGCCACUCUCGGCCUCGGGUCGGAGCUCCGAGAAGAUGAGCCUCCCGACGCUUCAAUCCAAGAUGAAGUGCGACCCGGAAGGGUACGAAACGGAGCUUCUCCUCGUCUACAACCAAUUCAAGUCGUCGCUGGAGCUCUUCAAGCAGCAAGCCGAUCUCGGAUUCAAGUCCGUCACCGGCAGCGGGGGCAGCGACCCAACCGUCGCCAAGGACCUCGCCGACCGGGCCAUGUUUCUGGCCCACGUCACCCCCUUCUACCCGGCCCAAUUGGCCCAAUUCCCAUCUCAGCUCUCCGAGUUUCUCCACUCCUCUGCUCGGACUCUUCCCUCUGGUCUCAGAUUGCAUGUUGCUCAAGCUCUCAUUCUUCUUAUGAACCGAAAGAUGGUGGAUAUUGGAGACAAUCUGGGUUUGUUUAUGGAGUUACAGAGUUACGGCGAUAAGGCUUUAAAGAUACUGGCUUACAAUCAUGUCAUUCAUAGCAUAAAGAGAAUGAAUUUGAAGCAUAAGAAUGAGGCUAAGAAUCGGGCGCUUCAGAAUGUCUUGUUUCGGAUGCUACAGCUAGAGGAUGAAACAAAGGCAAAGAGAGCACUUAUCACUCUACGUGAGCUUCACCGGAGAAAGGUGUGGUUUGAUGAAAAUACAGCAAACGCGAUCUGCUCUGCAUGUUUUCAUCCAUCGUCGAGGAUAAUGAUUGCUUGUCUCUCAUUUCUGCUUGAUUAUGAGAAGAUUGAAGAGGAGGAUGAUAGUGAUGCAUCGAGUAGUGAUGAGGACACUCCUCAUAAAGCCCAUGUAGCCAUUAAUAGAGAGGAUAUAUACAAGGCGCACCAUAAGGGUACACUUGCUAGCAAGAAGAAAAAGAAAGCAAAACUGCAGCGUGCCAUCCGUAGCCUGAAAAAACAGCAACGCGUAACAUCAGAAAAAAGUACAUCGAAUUAUCAUACACCACUUAAUCAUUUGAGAGAUCCACAGGAAUUCGCUGAGAAGCUAUUCUCCCGUCUUCAAAAUAGUACAAAAGUUGAACGCUUUGAGGUCAAGAUGAUGAUGUUGAAAGUAGUUGCUCGAACGAUUGGGCUUCAUCGCUUGGUUGUGUUGAACUUUUAUCCUUAUUUUAUGAACUACAUUACGCCUCAUCAAAAUGGUGUCACUGAAUUACUCGCUGCAGCAGUCCAGGCCUGCCAUGAUAUGGUUCCUCCUGAUGCAGUUGAACCACUUUUCAAACAAAUAAUAAUCAAAUUUGUAGAUGAUCGUGCACAGCCAGAGGCUAUAGCUGUUGGACUGAAUACUAUAAGGGAAAUAUGUUUACGAAUGCCUCUGUUGAUGACGGAAGAUUUGCUGCAAGAUCUUGCAUUAUAUAAGAAAUCACAUACCAAAGCAGUUUCAGUAGCAGCCCGUUCACUCAUUGGCUUAUUCAGAGAGCUUAACCCCUCCCUGCUGAUUAAGAAGGAUCGUGGCCGCCAACAUGUUAACUCAAAGGCAAGGCCAAAAGCGUAUGGAGAAGUCGAUGUACUUAACGAUGUUCCUGGUCUUGAUUUACUGAAAAAUGAUGAUGACAAUGAGGACAGUGAUGAUAAUGACGACGAUGAUGAUGAACCAUCAUUAAGGGGCACUGAUGAGAUGCUAGCUUCCAGUGAUGAUGAAGGCUUGCAAAUAACCAACACUGAUAGCGGAAGUGAAAAUGACGACAUGAUGUCUGAAGAUGGUGAUGAGAUAGAUGAGAAUGACAGUGAUGUGAGUGGUGAUGAGGAUGAGGUGGAAGCGGAGGAUGAAGAUGAGGAUGAGGAGGAAGAAUCUGACAAAAAUGAUGGAUCUGGAGUAAAAGAAAACACGGCAAAAAAGAGGAAAUUUGCUGAUUUUGAUGCACAACUUAAUGAUGCUGAAGCAAGUCUUAGGACUUUGAAGAGAUUAGCCAAAGAAAAUAUGGGUUCUGUGCCUUCAGACUCGACAGAUGGUUUUCUUUCUAAUGAGGAUUUCCGAAGGAUUAAGGAAUUAAAGGCAAAGCAGCGAUUGACUCAGCAGGGGUUGGUGAAAAAGAGCUCAGAUGCAAAGUCGACAGCAUUCAGGAUUCCAACUUCCGAUGAAUUAAGCAGUAAGCGAGUUGAUCCUGCUAAGCUUGAAGUCCAUGUAAAAAGAAGAAUGACUAAGGAGGAGAAGCUGGCUUUAGUGAAAGCAGGGAGGGAGGAUAGAGGGAAGUACAUUUCUAAAGCUGCUGUGAAACAGAAGAAGACGGGAGGUCUGAGCAAUAAGCAGAAGGAACACAAGAAGGCUAUGCCACUUGUUGCAAAGAGGGCAAAGGUUGCAAAGUCUCGAGUGGAGAAACGGAAAAAGCAGCAGCUUUCUGGCAAAAAUUUCAGAGGGAAGAAAGCAUGGAAAUGAUCCUGGAAAGUCCAAUAUACUUUUUGUCCUGCUUCUGGUUCAGUUCCAGUAAAGUUUACUUUUACUUUCUUUGGCCAGAAGUAAAUCAUAAAUUUGAGAUGAAGACUU
Messenger RNA from Fragaria vesca subsp. vesca, 2856 nucleotides. Its product is annotated as protein SDA1 homolog. Bases 352 to 2748 code for a protein of 798 amino acids. Gene Ontology annotation, biological process: ribosomal large subunit biogenesis; ribosomal large subunit export from nucleus. The transcript is spliced from 15 exons. Gene Ontology annotation, cellular component: nucleolus. The record is from RefSeq and is a predicted model, not a curated record. Lineage: Eukaryota; Viridiplantae; Streptophyta; Magnoliopsida; Rosales; Rosaceae.